UGUCGGGGAUCGUGGGUUGUCGUGGUAGCGCCUUUGGCGGUCGUGUCGAGGUUUUUGCCAUAAAAAUUGUUGGGUUUUUGUGGUCGGAUUUUCAGAAUUGUUAAGUAUAAUUGAUUUUAAUUGCAUUUUUCUAGAUGAUUCUAAAGAAGCUUUUACUGAAAUAUUAGCUGUAUUUCGAAUUCUUGCUAAGUGUCAGUUCAUAGUGUGCACUUUCAGUAGCAAUGUAAGUGUCAAAAUAUAUUUUUUAACUGAAUAAAUAAAGGCCUGUCAAUUAGUUUAUGAGCUAAUGCAAGUAUAUCAAGGUGAUGCAGUCGAAAAUAUACAUUCACUUGAUUAUAUUUAUGAAAUGAAACACCCAAUAAUGCCAGAGGAGCUUUGGGCAGAGAAGGGAGAUGUUAUUGGUAUGCUAAAAGUUCUAGCUAAAGCUUUAAGUCCAGUCCAUCAAGAUGGAUUUAUUAGAGCGAAGAAUUACCGGUUAAAAAAAGUAGGAAGUUUUCCCAUGUAUUUGCUUAAAAAACAUUUGAAAUUUGAAAAUUUUUCAAUAUUUGCUAAUAUUCAAUAA
This is a messenger RNA of Meloidogyne enterolobii, 562 nucleotides long. NCBI's taxonomy places the organism in Eukaryota, Metazoa, Nematoda, Chromadorea, Rhabditida, Meloidogynidae. The record is from the annotation of a GenBank genome assembly.